AUGGGCAGACAGAGUGCUUCCGAGGUGGUCUUCAUCUGUCUAAACCACAACAUAACGCUUGUAGGGAAGAUAUGGUUGAUCCUGAUGAUUUUACUGAGGAUCCUGGUCCUGCUCUUUGCAGGAUACCCCCUCUACCAAGAUGAACAGGAACGCUUUGUGUGUAACACCAUCCAGCCGGGCUGUGCUAACGUCUGCUACGACAUCUUCGCUCCUAUCUCUCUGUUCCGCUACUGGCUUGUUCAGCUGCUCGUUCUCUGUCUCCCGUACGUUAUCUUCGUUAUCUACGUCAUCCAUAAAGUCACAUCACGCCUCACCAUCGACACUACUGACCCCUCAGAUAGAGUUAGAGCUGAACCGCUCUACCAGAUCCAGCAGGAGUCAUUCAGGAAGACGGCCCUGACCAAGACAGCUCUCCAGGUGCAGCAUGGCAGGAGUCAGUGCUUCUCAGGAGCAUACACCCUCCAUCUUCUGUUCAGGAUACUGCUGGAGGCUGGGUUCGGGGUGGUCCACUACUACCUGUUUGGGUUCUAUAUCCCCAGGAGGUUCCUGUGCCAGCAGACUCCCUGCACCACCCAGGUAGACUGCUACAUCUCCAGGCCCACGGAGAAGACCGUCAUGCUUAACUUCAUGCUGGGGGCCGGAGCCCUGUCGUUAUUACUCAACUUGGCUGAUCUCAUCUGCGCCAUCAAGCGCUCGGUGACGCAGAAGACCAAGAGGAAGAUGUUGGUGGAGAAGAUGUACGAGGAGGAGCAGUACUACCUCUCGUCCAGCGGGGGGAGCAGAGGCGUGGAGGCUAACAUCCCUCUACUUCCCCAGAACCUGGUGGUGGAACCUAUAACCUUUCGGAAGAGAGGGGCCAGUAAGUCCAGCACCGCUGACCAGGGAGCCUAUCCCCAUCUGGGGGAGGCUGAGGACGCCUCUGCCCCUCGCUGUGGUUCUAGUUUCUCCUCGGGGCAUCCAGGCGCCAACACCAAUGGGAACAACCUCUACCCUGCAGCCCAGGAGGAGGGCCGCGAGGCAGAGGGGAGCGAGGUGGCUCUGUGCCCUGUAGAGCCCAUCGGGACACCCAGGUCCAUCAGGGUUAGCAAACGUAGCCGCCUCAAACCGCCCCCGCCCCCACGACGGGACCUGUGCCCCCCAACGGCAACCGCUGCGGGCGUCCCCCCAGGAACAGCGGUGUGCACCAGGAGAGUGGGUCAGUACACCCUGGUAGAGAUGACAGCCUCGGACUUGCAGUCCAACACCAGCGAGGGCCAGGAGAAGAGGUCUGAGUGGGUUUGA
Molecule: messenger RNA, 1281 nt
Organism: Salvelinus namaycush (lake trout)
Lineage: Eukaryota; Metazoa; Chordata; Actinopteri; Salmoniformes; Salmonidae
Product: gap junction delta-4 protein
Exons: 2
Coding region: 1-1281 (426 amino acids)
Biological process (GO): cell communication
Cellular component (GO): connexin complex
Source: RefSeq, a predicted model, not a curated record